GUUUUAACCACUCCAAAUCAUCUUAAUGAGUUAGUAUUAACCAGUUGGAUCAUACUUACAAAAACUCUCAGCCAUAUCUAAUAUGUUUAACUCUUUCGUUUCUAAUGUGCACCAGCACAUUGAGGGCGAGAUCAUGAGUGUCUUCACCAUGUCUGAUAAGACAAUCAAAGAGCUCAUCUUCGCCACUCAUGUCCAUUCUGAUCAAAAAUCCUUCGAUGAAGAUUCUCUUUUCUUGAUCGUCGAGAACGUUGUUAUGCGUUCUUCCCAAAUUAUUGACGAAAUUAUACAGGGAGUUGCAUUUCAUGUCGACAAUAUUGAAGAGUUCACCGAAGCUAAACUCAGUGUUCCCUUGUGCACGCUCAAGGCCAUUAACAGCGAGCUUUCAUUUAAAGCUCCGAAUGAGGAAACUGCACACAAAACAACAAUGGCGAUUCUCAACAAGUUGACAAACUAUUCGUGGGAAGCAAAAGCUGUUUUGGCACUUGCGGCUUUCGCCUUUGAGUUUGGGGACUUCUGGCUCAUGGCUCAGCUUUACCAUUCGGACCCUUUGGCCAAAGAUUUGGCUGUCCUGAAUCGAGUACCUGCCCUUAUGAAGACUAUUUCCGAGCUCCAAAAACGCCGGCAAGCGGUUUUUGAGCUCAGCAGCCUCAUCAUGGUCACCAUGCGAGUCAUUGCAAUCUUCGACGAGUUUGAGAGGCUCUCUGCUUGUUAUGAUUUUAAAAGCAAUCCUGGACUAUCCACUGCCUUGGACCAUAUGCCAGUCGACGUCUAUUGGGCUAUUCUAACAAUUGCAGCUUGUGCUACUAAGCUCAGUAUUCUCAUCAGUGAUGAGCCGGAUCGAGAUCAUGAUUUGUCCCCUUAUGCUCAAAAAAUCAGCUACAUUCUCAACCGCCUCACUAUGCAGCUGAAUGUUAUCAGAAGACAACUGGGUAAACGGGUGCUUCUUUAGUCACUCACAAGUGGCAACCUUUUUUUGUUUUUACGCAUAUGCAUCUGAGGCCUAGUCUUACAAGAGACCUAGUAAGCGCUUCUAUGCUCGAACUCACAUCAAUGUAGUACGAUCUAUAACUAUUUUUAUGUUUUAUGAGCUAUAUAUAUGAAUUUCCUCUGGAAUAAACUUUUGUGGUUUGAAUAUUAAUGUGAACUGAACUUUGAAUGU
Messenger RNA from Humulus lupulus (European hop), 1159 nucleotides. Its product is annotated as protein SIEVE ELEMENT OCCLUSION B-like. The record is from RefSeq and is a predicted model, not a curated record. The coding region runs from base 83 to 949 and encodes 288 amino acids. The transcript is spliced from 4 exons. Gene Ontology annotation, biological process: phloem development. Lineage: Eukaryota; Viridiplantae; Streptophyta; Magnoliopsida; Rosales; Cannabaceae.